GGUGUUUUAAACUUCAUGCUAACACACAGAUGUGGUGUUUUCAAGUACUUAGGAAACAAAUUGAAUGAUUAUGAACUUGCUUUUGUAACGAAUAACAAGCAAGUUUUUUUAGUGACUCUGAAGACAUUUCAGUCUAGUAACAUAAGUGACAGUCACAGGGACGAAAAAAAGCUAUUAAGAUAAUUAUGCUCCAGGGAUAAUACUUCAGGUUUUCUAUAGUGAUAAUAUUAGGAUGUAAGUGUCAUUCCUUACCUUAAGGAAUUUUUUAUCUUAUAUUUCUGUGUUACUUUUUCUUCUUUCAGAAAUACCAUGGAAAGAUCAGAGUUAGUUGCUGAAGAGGAAAAUAAGAAGGAAAAAUCAUGCUUUCAAAAGUAUUUAGAACUGAUUAAAAAUUUCACAAUUAAGAACUUUUUGCCAAUAUCUUUAAUCGUGGCCGUAGUUUUUGGUGUGUUAGUUCCACAACCUGGUGUAGCGUUAAAUCAUAAAGCUACUCUGUAUGUAUGUGUUAUCGGCAUUUUCUUAUAUAGUGGUUUAUAUCUGCGUACAGACGCACUAAAAGAAGUUGUUAAAGCUUACAAGGCUGCUUUAUGGGGUAUUUUAAGUAUAUUGGCUUUUACAUCAAUUAUUGGUGGCAAUUUAACAAUGUUGCUAGGCUUUAAUGAAGAAUACGUUGGUAAAUUCAAUCAGUCUACGACAAACUCAUCGUCCAACUCAAGCUUACAAAAUAAUUUGUCAUCAAGUAUUAGCUUAAAUCAGAAUUUUACCGGCACAAAAUACAAACAUGGUUUAGGUCCUGCAGAAUUUAAAGUUGGUUUGCUUGUUUUUUUCUGUAUGCCCUGUACAAUCUCUAGUGGUGUCGUUAUGGUGACACAACUAGGUGGGAACUUUGUGUUGGCGUUGAUAUUGACUGUGGUAGCAAACAUUGCUGGUGUGUUUACUAUACCAUUGUUCUUUAAAUGGUUUUUAACAACAGUUACUGAUGUUAACCUUGAUGUACUUCCAUUACUUUUACAGCUUUGUCUUACUUUGUUGUUGCCACUAAUAUUUGGAAAAUGUUUACGUUUUAUUAAAAUAAUAAAAGAUUUUGUUGUUGUUCCAAGACAUAAACUGGUUUUAAAAUUAAUCAGCGUAACCUUGUUAGCUGUCAUCACCUGGCUGAAGGUGAGCAAGUCCAGCCAAGAUGGGAAGCUUGGUCAGUUAACAAUUACCAGUGCAUUCUUUAUCAUUGCUUGGGCGUUGACUAUGCAUAGUCUAUUUUUAAUUUUAAAUACUGUGGCUAGCUAUAUCUUAAAGCUAACAACGGAGGAAAGGAAAUGCAUUAUUAUCCUAGCAAGUCAGAAAACUUUAGCUGUUGCCAUACCAACAAUUACGUUUCUACCGGAAAGCCUUGGUGACCAAGGCUUGAUGGCUAUUGCAAUGGUUUUAUGCCAUCUGACAAUGAUUUUAUUUGAUGCUGUUUUGAUACCAAUAUGGUUAAGAUGUGAAAAGCAAUCUAAUCCUGAUGACGAAGCCUGAUUUGAAAGAUAAUUUUGACAUUGUGGAUGUAUUUUGAUACCACUGCAUUGAUAAAUUUACUACAUAAUUUUUUUUUUAAA
This is a messenger RNA of Hydractinia symbiolongicarpus, 1595 nucleotides long. RefSeq lists its product as uncharacterized. The transcript is spliced from 4 exons. Lineage: Eukaryota; Metazoa; Cnidaria; Hydrozoa; Anthoathecata; Hydractiniidae. Bases 310 to 1515 code for a protein of 401 amino acids. Gene Ontology annotation, cellular component: chloroplast envelope. The record is from RefSeq and is a predicted model, not a curated record.